CUUCUGUCUUCCCCCUUUGACUGGCAGAGACUCUGAGGGCCAGGUUGUCCCCACGCUACCCAGAUCCCGUCUCACUGUCUGUCUCUCACAGAGGAAAGAUGGCCAGAACACAGAAAGGUAGUAAGGCCCGGCACUAGACGGUGAAGGGCAGGGUCCCCGUCCACUGUCUUGGAUGGCUUUGGUACCAGUAAGAUAGGAUUCUCCUCCUUAGUUGUGUCCCUCUGCAUGGCCACUUCAGAGACCAUGCCCUGCUCAGGUAGGAGUCCCAAUUGUCCUCACCUCUUCCCUCUCCUUUACCCACACAUCCAAUCUUUAAACAUGUGUGAGCCUGGCCUCCAGCAGCUGAGUCAUUGCUCCAGUCCCUUUAAACAGGUCUUACGAUACAGUUCCUUCUGGUGCUGUAGAAUUGGGAUGUGGCCGUCUGCUUGUGCCUCAGAUAGAACCCAGAGUCAAAGCCAUUCCAGACAGAACCUCUGCCACUGAACUAUAUGCCUUGCCCACGUUUUCUGGAGGUAUAUUUAGCACUGGCUGGCCUUGGACUGGAGAUCCUCCUGCACCUACCUCCCAGGUCUAACAAGCACGCACUAUAAUACCUGCUACUGUUUGUUGUCUGACGAGCAUGAACCAGGUCCUAGGACCUCAGCCACGAACAGAACAAACAUGGUCCCUAACUGUCUCCCCAACACUAGUGGGGAGACAGACCCUAAACAGGAUGCAGGAAUGGACACACAGUACACCAUAAAGGGCAUUGUACAAAAUUCCAGAGCAUCUCAACCAGAGCUGGGGACCGAACCCAGGGCCUUGCGCUUGCUAGGCAAGCCCUCUACCACUGAGCUAAAUCCCCAACUCCCUGAGACCUUUUUUGAUGCACAUAAAUUAGCGUCGGAUAUUUUUAAAGUGUGUUAAAACUCAGGCUUUUGCGCCCCCUGGCGGCUGCUCCCGUGAACUGCAGUGGCGCCUUCGCGCCUGAUCUUCCUACUCGAGGGCGCGGUCAGGAAGCUGCGCCCGCCGGUAGUGCGCCUAGAAGCUUCUUGGGCGACCAGGCCAGAUGUGGACAGAUUGGUCUCUGCUUUUGAGGUUCUCUACAGAAUGUGAGCACCACCUCGAGUUGCCCGAGGCUCUACAUAUUUGCAGGAGAUUCUGCCCCACCCCCGACUUGUUCCCGCGGGAAGAAGAGAGGCGGGAUGCAGAAGGCUCAGGUCCUGCGGGCUUCAAGCAGUAGCUCCUGAGUGCUGUCACUCGGCCACUCCCGGGUCCCGCCUACCUUCCCGCCACCGGGGCGGGGACAGACAGGUGCCGCCACAGACUCCUGAAUCCACCGAGCAGGCAGACCCUCCGUGACCCUAGGUGAGUGGCUGUGGAGCAUGGGCAGGGGGCGUCGGUCAGGGGACAGCGGGUGACCUGUGACCUUUCCCCUAGUUCCCGCCAGGAGGGCGGCUGGGAUAAGUGGAACAGCUGCGGGCUCUGAGCCGCCCUUGUGCUCCCAGUCCGGGCCUGCUUGGCCUUGGAUGCUACCCUAUACACCUGUAUCCACCUGCCCAGCUUCAGCAACCUGGCUUGGGUGCACAAGGUCGCACCAGUCUGGGCAUGGCUCUCCUCCAAAGUUUGGCUAGUGUGGGAGGCCGGAUGCCCUUCCUAGCCCGCAGGGAGGGGAGGAAGGAAGGGAGCCUUGAGACCUCCUCCCUCCCACCCAGAGACCUGGGCCACCAAACCAUGACAUACCCGGUCCCUUUCAACGGUGGGACCUCCUAGGAGGCUCAGAGAAGAAGAGCAAGUGACCCGAGGUCCUACAGCUUGGGGGCACAGGCCUGGAUGGCAGACAACUCUCUCUGAGAUCAGGGUGGGCAGGAUGCCACUGCCACCAACCUGCUUUCUGGGUGUGUGGUUGCCCAGACAAGUCUUUGCAAAGGGAACUUGAAUUGGCAUGAGUUGGGGGCCGUAGGUGAAAACCGCCAUCCUACUUGGAUGUGAGAGGGCCCAGGCAGCCCCCAAACCUACACCUUCUCUUGGUCUCUUCCUCUGCCUCAGCCUCUCCUGUCCCCUCUGUUCUAGCAUUUUUCCUUCAGCCUACUUUGGGGUCUGUUGGCUCUCUGGUUCCCAGUGCCCUGUCCCGCACCCAUCAGUCACUCUUCCACAUUUCUUCACCCCCUUUUCGGCACUCCACUCCCUUCCCUAGGUUGGCUUUGUGGGCCCCUGCUCUGCAGAGCAGGUCCUACCCAGUCCCCAGGGCCACCUGCAAGCCAGGGCCGGCUCUCUCCAGUCUGGGCCCCCUCGGCUCAGUGCCCACCAGCUGCCGCCUAUCUAUGCAGAGAGAGCAUCCAACCAUGGCAUCAGGGUGUAGGGUGGCCCAGUCCCUUGCAAGCCACAUGCUGCCUCCACAUAAGAGAAAAUACCCCCACACAUACCCCAGUUCCUGUGGGAGAACUCUGUCCUGGCUGAUAGACUCAGAUAGGCUCCCUGACUGGCUGGCUUCUGAGGAUCCUGAGAUGAGAGGCUUUGUAUACAGAAGCCAGGAAACUGUUACAGUCCAGGACCAAGGUCAGGCCACACAGGGGAGGAGGCAGCCCAGUGCCACACAAUGGGGCUGUGGGACUGCUGACACUCGGUGUUUGAUGUAAAAGUAACAAAGAGAAUGGCAUGAACUUACUUAGCAUACACAAGACCCUGGCUCUCACCCCUGCACCACACACACACACACACACACACACACACACACACACACACACGGGAACAUCAGAAGGGCCAAGCCUGAACUCAUCCUCUGAUGUCCCUUGUCACCACUUGCUUCUGGACCUUGUCUCAGUCAGAGCCUUUGUCUUGUCUCUCCCGAAGGAGACCCUGGCACCCAGGAAGCAGCUCGGUCUUAGGACCCAUGUCUCUGGCCCACUCUCCCACUUCCUCACUCCUUACUACCUGGCCCCAGAGCCUGAAGUUUUAAGUCAUUUCUCCUCCUCAUUCUUCCCAGGGGCCUGCUGUGUAGUCCCGCCAUGAGCAGCUGUGUGACCUCUGACCACUUCUUUUUCCUCUCUGAGCUUCAGUUUCUUCCUCUGUGAAAUGGAGGUGAACCCAGAACUGCUGAGAGGCACGGACAUAAGGGGUUUAGUACGGGUGGGUCCCAAGCAGCCAUGACGGCUGCCGUCUGUCAGGACCAUAACAUGCAAUGGCUGUACCCUGCUCCCUGUCACAGUCCUCACUGCAGCCAUCAAGACUGGACUCCCUUUACCUAGGAGGGGUCAAUGGGGACACAAUACACACUGUCCUUGAAGGGCCUGGUGACAUCCCCCUUGGCUUCUCUACUGCCCUUAAUCUUAUAGCCACAGCCACACUAGCCCUGAGGCUAAUCUUAGAACAUGGAGAGCGCCCAGCACUCGCUGACCAUCUCUGCCUUCCUUGGACCCUUUCCCCCCAGAUUCUUCUGACACCCACAUUCCCACCUCCCAGUUCUUCUUGGCUCUGCGGUUCUCACCACCUAGACGGCUCUGCCUAUUGGUUUUCUGUUUUCCUUGGUGACGGAACUACUCACAUUCCUGAGAGCAGAGACAAUUGUUCAACUGGGUGUAGGCGCCCAAUAAAGGCAGGUUACAUACCCGAGUGAACAAGAGACACAAGACAAGGCAGAAAAUACAGAUACUGGCCCUUACCUUGUGACCCAGGCCUAUAGUCCCAGCUUCUAGGAAGGCUGAGGCAGGGGGAUCUCUGUCUGAACUACAGAAUGAGAUCACAGUCAGCCUGGACAACUCCGUGAGACUCUUGUCUCCAGAUUAAAAGUAAAAGCUCUCACCUGGCAUGUGUGUGUCCCUGAGACGCACCUCAUCUCAUGCUCAUCUUUUUUUUUUUUUUUUUUUUUUUUGGUUCUAUUUUUCGGAGCUGGGGACCGAACCCAGGGCCUUGCGCUUCCUAGGCAAGCGCUCUACCACUGAGCUAAAUCCCCAGCCCCUCAUGCUCAUCUUUUAAACAUGCCCCCACCAUGCUUGGAGCCUUCACUGCUCUGAGCAACAGUCAGACUUUCCUGCAUGUUGUCCCCUCUGCCUGGGCCAUCCCCUCGCUGUCAGCGGUCAGUGCUAAUUGUUCCUUACAGCGUCUCUAGACUUAAAGAACUGGCUAGAGCAAAAGUGGGGAGUUGGGAUGCAGACCCUGAUGGAACCCUGCCUAUCUCUCCUUUCCCGUGACAGGCCUGGAGGGGAAAUUACUCCUUUAAUUACGGGCUCCCUCUGUUCCCUUUAUCAUUUGCUGCAAUUACGGGCACCCUCUGUUCCCUUUAUCAUUCAAUGAGUCAGGAAGUCAGCAGAGCAGUGACUGACAAGGCUUCUCCUCCUUCGGCCCUGGUGGGUUUCCUGUGUAGGAACCAGGGAAAGAAGCUGACAAAACACCAAAGAUUCCUGGGUGAAGCUUGACCAGGAGAAAGCUCUCUCCACCCCCCUGCAGCCUGACCUGGAGGACAGGAUAUCGUCUGGCCCAGGCUGCCCACAAUGGCCUUCCUGACACACCUGCUGGUCUGCGUCUUUGGCAUGGGCUCCUGGGUGGCCAUCAAUGGGCUCUGGGUGGAGCUGCCCCUGCUGGUGACCAAGUUGCCCGAGGGCUGGUACUUGCCCUCUUACCUAACUGUGGUCAUCCAACUGGCCAACAUAGGCCCCCUCCUAGUCACCCUGAUGCAUCGCUUCCGACCCGGCUGCCUGUCUGAGGUGCCCGUGAUCUUCCUUAUCCUGUGUGUAGGCACAACUGCCUGCAUCCUCCUAGCCUUCCUGUGGAGUAUGACCUCCUGGAUACAGGGUAGACAGCAUAGUGUGGCCUUCAUCGUCCUCACCUUCUUCCUGGCCCUGGUGGAUUGUACUUCCUCUGUCACCUUCUUGCCCUUCAUGAGCCAGCUGCCCACGUACUAUCUUACCACCUUCUUUAUAGGCGAGGGGCUCAGUGGCCUCCUGCCUGCACUGGUGGCCCUUGUCCAAGGCUCAGGUAUCACCACCUGUGUCAAUGUCACGGAGACACCAGGUACCACCUUGAACCCUGUGACCACUAUGGAGACUUCCAUCACUCAGAGAACCCUUAGCCCUUCCCUGACGCCCCUCACCUGGCACCUGGAGAGCCGCUACCUGGCCCCACGCUUCUCGCCACUGCUCUUCUUCUUACUGCUCUCCUUCCUGAUGGGCUGCUGCCUGGUCGCCUUCUUCCUCCUGCAGCGGCAGCCCUGGGGACGGCAAGGCUCCAUAGAGGACCUCCUCCACUCCCAGGUCACCCUGCACUCGAUCAAACCACGUGACACAGAGGACACCGGCUCAGUGGGCGCCCCUGUGAGCAGCCCAGGCAAGGGAUCAGUGGAAGUCAGUGUAGCUUCACUCCGCCCAGCCCAGCUGGCCUUCAUCUACUCCGUGGUAGCCUUUGUCAAUGCGCUCACCAAUGGUGUUCUGCCCUCAGUGCAGACCUACUCCUGCCUGCCUUAUGGGCCUGUUGCCUACCAUCUGUCUGCCACCCUCAGCUCCGUGGCCAGCCCCCUCGCCUGCUUCCUCCCCAUCUUCCUGCCUAACAGGUCGCUGUUAUUCCUGGGGGUGCUCACAGUGUUGGGGACUGGCUUUGGGACCUACAAUAUGGCCAUGGCUGCUAUGAGCCCCUGCCCCAUCCUGCAGGGUCACUGGGGUGGAGAAGUCCUUAUCGUGCUCUCCUGGAUGCUGUUUGUAGCCUGUCUCAGCUAUGUCAAGGUGAUGCUGGGUGUGAUCUUGCGUGAUCGGAGUCGCAGCGCCCUCUUGUGGUGUGGGGCAGCAGUGCAGCUGGGCUCUCUGAUUGGUGCCCUGCUCAUGUUCCCGCUGGUUAAUGUACUGAAACUCUUCUCAUCUGCUGACUACUGCAGCCUGGACUGCUCAGCCUAGGCUCGCCUGGCCACCACAGGACACCAGGUACCCCCAUUGCUGAAGUUAAAAGCCAGAAGAGCCCAGAGACACAAAGGGUAACAACCCUUUGCCCUACUACCCCCACCCCAACCAACCCCAAUCCCACAUGGUCACAGAUCUGGGUUUGGGGAGCAGCAAGGCUAGGCCUGAGCUUUUUAACACAAUGACCUCCUCCCAACCUGGAGUUUCACAGUGCAGCCCCUCCCCCAACCCUGUGACCCAGUGCGUUUGAGCUGCAGUCUUCAUUCUCAGUCUUUGGAGAGAUCCGGUUUGUAGCGAUCAGCUGGAGGCAGCCUAAGGAUGUUAGGGGAAGAUCCCUGGAAGAUUAAGCUGCCCCUUGCUUACUGUGAGACCUUGGGGAAGUCUCUUUACUCUCUAGGCCUCUGCUCAUUAAAGGAGGGCUGUAGUAAACAGCCUUUCGCUUGUAGGCUUAGGCAUCUAACAGGUUCUCCUGAACUCUCUCCUCUGUGGACACACUUCUUAAUACAACCUGGAGGUGAUCAGAGGACUUGUGCAGGACCCUACCUCCAUCCCUCUUCUACAUCCCAAGCCUGUUGGUCCUGGGUCCCAGUACAGCCCUCUGCCUUCCCUGUCUCCUAGGAUGGUGAGACACUGAGAGGAGUUGGGGUGGGGGGGCCUGCAUCUGAGAGUAAUCACGCCUCCCCCCAGACACAUAGUGGCCAGUGAGGACCUCAGAGGGGUGGCUCAGGCAGAAUGAGUUUCAUCUGUAAUUAUUACUUUGUUUUGCAUUUUGUUCCUUUUUAUAAAAAUUAAAGCUGUCUGUGCUUUCA
This is a messenger RNA of Rattus norvegicus (Norway rat), 6673 nucleotides long. Lineage: Eukaryota; Metazoa; Chordata; Mammalia; Rodentia; Muridae. The record is from RefSeq and is a predicted model, not a curated record.